This is a messenger RNA of Lasiosphaeria miniovina, 1043 nucleotides long. Its product is annotated as Alpha/Beta hydrolase protein. The transcript has a single exon. Gene Ontology annotation, molecular function: carboxylic ester hydrolase activity; palmitoyl-(protein) hydrolase activity. Bases 27 to 809 code for a protein of 260 amino acids. Gene Ontology annotation, cellular component: cytoplasm. Gene Ontology annotation, biological process: protein depalmitoylation. The record is from RefSeq and is a predicted model, not a curated record. NCBI's taxonomy places the organism in Eukaryota, Fungi, Ascomycota, Sordariomycetes, Sordariales, Lasiosphaeriaceae.
ACCUGCACGGGCUGGUGCGGCGGGAGAUGGCUUUGGUGGGCGGCGCGCAGAACGUGGUGCUCGUGGGACUGAGUCAGGGGUGUGUGGCCAGCCUGGUGGCGCUGCUGCUGUGGGACGGGGAGCCGCUGGCCGCCGCGGUCGGCAUGUGCGGCUGGCUGCCGUUCGUGUCGCAUCUUCUGAGCCCACAGGACGCAGAGAGGUCUGGUGUGGGCCCCGGGGAGGGAGUGGCUACAGACUGUAGUGAUGACGAUGAGGAGGAGCAAGAAUUGGAGACGGGAGAGUCUGGGGGUGGUAGGGUUGAUGAAUAUGAUGAACGCAACAAUGACGAUAACACUGACGAGAAAGAUGAAGAUGAGGAGGACGAGGAGGAUGACGAGGACGACGAGGACGACGAUGACGAAGAUGGAAGACAUGAGGAUCAUGGGGCUUGCUGGGAAGACGACUUUGAUCCAUUUGCCCACUCCGACAAUGAAGGCGGUUUAUCCAUGCCGCCUGCAAAGGUGUUAGACCCAGCAAUAGCAGCCGUCCGGACUCUUCAAGAGAAGUUGGAGCUUGGUGGCCAAAUUCCAGAACGCCGUCCACGGUCCUUUGAUACUCCGCUGUUCCUUGGACACGGCGACAAGGACGAGAAAGUUCAUGUGAGUCUUGGCCGAGGCGCGGCAGAAUGCCUGAACGGGUUGGGACUUGAUGCGGCAUGGAAUGAGUACAGGGGUCUCGGACACUGGUACUCUGAUGCGAUGCUUGCAGAUCUGGUCUGCUUCCUGAAGAACAAAUCUCGUUGGGAAGAAGGUGAAAAAAAGCAGCCUUGAUGGCAUUACUCGAUUAGUGCAUUACAGGAGAUACUAAAUACUUUGAUGCUCUUUCGUCCGCCGCCUUUUGUCUCCCUGGUCCUUCCCUCCAUGGUAGACCCGGCCUCUUCACAUACAGCCAUGAGUGCGAGGAAAUCCGAAUGCAAAUACCCAUCGAGGACGCCUCCCUUUUACAAGCCACAGCUGCUGAGAGGCACCUCGGUGACAAUGGCAUCGACGCGGCCCAGAGCCCAC